Messenger RNA from Lactuca virosa, 483 nucleotides. Lineage: Eukaryota; Viridiplantae; Streptophyta; Magnoliopsida; Asterales; Asteraceae. The record is from the annotation of a GenBank genome assembly.
AUGGAUGUUGAUGAUCUUGAGGAGUAUGCUCAGAUUCCACCAGGGUCAUCAUCAAAGGGUUCCUUAAUCUACUUUUGCAUUCCUCCCGCAUCUUGUUCUAACAUAUAUUGUUGGUUAUAUCAAAAGAAAUCAAAAAUGGCUGGAGCUCCACCUGGGACUGCAAAAAUGAUCAUCAAGGAAAGAGGUAUUGGCAUGGUGUUGGGUUACAUUUGUGGUGUUGCAUGGAAAUACACGUAUCAUAAGGACCUGACCAGAAGGACCAAAUCCUUCUACCACAUGCUCGAUAAAGGUGAGAUCUUAGUGGUCGUUUCAGAAGACUAAUUAUUAUUCUAUCCGCAUAGCAUUCUAAAUGGUGACUUCUAAUAAGCAAUAUUUUUGUUGGUUUGAAUCGUUUACCUUUGUGGACACUUUUCCUGAAUUGAAAAUUGUAAAUAAAAGCACAACCUUGUAUUGGUUGCUUACAUGAGAUGAGUUCUGGUGAGA